CUACCACACUAGUGUACUUACAACUGCUUGCGUGCGUAGACUCGAAAAAAAUCGUGCGCGGCACAUGAGUUUUUAUUUGCGAAUUAGUACUUACUUAAUUUAAAUGAUAACUUAAGUAUAAUGUCAUUUUACAGUCAACGUAUUUUAGUUUCUUUUUUUCUUUUCAUAUUUCUGAUGAACCUGACUUAUUCUAAAUCAUGGGAUCUCGCAGUAACGAUAGGACAAGAAGUACAUUUUUUUUCCCAUGAUGGUACAUUAAUGAGACGUAUUAAGAAUAGAUAUGCUGUAUCGUUGUCUGGAAUUGCAUAUGAUAAAAUAUCAUAUCGUUUGUAUCUUAGUGAUUCCAGGAAUAAAAAUAUAUCAAUUUUUUCAAAGAAUCUACGAUCAGAAGAUUCUGAAAUAAAUGUACUUCUCAACAGAAAACAAGAGUUUUGGAAUAUCGUUAAUAUCAUUUAUGAUCCUAUAUCUCAAUCACUAUUAUGGACUGAUAGUAAAAAAAAAGGAAUAUUCAAAUUAGACGUUAGUUCAGAGGAUAAAGUUUUGAAACCUGAAGUAAUUUUAAAUUUAAAAAAUGAAAAUCCACAAGGUAUUACAUUAGAUAUGUGUGAUCGACGUUUAUUUUGGACAAACAGUAACAAGUCUCGUUCAAGUAUUUCAAGUUCAACGUUGGAUGGAACAGAUUAUAAAAUCAUAAUAAAUACUGAUUUAUAUGAUCCAGUCGCACUUACAUUUGAUCAUACAACUAGAAAAAUUUAUUGGAUAGAUGAUGAUGAAGGAAUACAUUAUAAAAUAGAACGGAGUAAUUUUGAUGGAUCGCAUCGAGAAUUAUUGGUUCAUGGAAAACAUCAGCAACCUUUUGAUAUCACAAUUGAUCAGAGUACAAUAUAUUGGACUGAUUCAGUUUAUGGUGCUAUAUGGAGUAUAAACAAGGAUAUAAAAUCAGAUUCGACACCGAGGAUAUGGAAAACAUUUCGAGAUUCAAACGUUGAUGCUAAUCCUACUACUCUAAUAACACAAGACAAUAUUGGUCCUAUUGAUUGCGUUGUAUUCGACACACAACUUCAAAAGUUGUCUUCAGAGGUAACAAACAAGAGUAGUGAACAAUAUACAUUCACCAAUAAUGAGAAUUUUUAUGAACCUAUUACUGAAAUUUCUCAAACAUGCUUUUACAAUGAACUAUUUGAUAUUAUCAAUAACAAGUGUCAAUGUGAACACAGUUUCAACGAUCUCCUUUGUAAAAAGAGUGUCUGCCAUAACUAUUGUCUACAUGGUGAAUGCACAAUUCUUGAAAAUGGUCGACCACACUGCAACUGUGAUGAAAACUAUCAGGGACAACAUUGUGAACAGAAUGUUUGUUCUAAUUAUUGUUUAAAUGAUGGUGAUUGCACUUUGAAAGAGGGUGAACCUCACUGUACUUGUAAAUAUUCACAAGGUGUAAGAUGUGAAGAAAUUUUAAAUGCGACAGAGGUAUGCAUGAACAUAUGUAAUAGUGUUCAAUCUACGUCGAAUGAGCUCAAUUUAGAUGGUUGUCGCUGUGAAGAAGUUCAUUAUGAUAAGAAAAUUUCUUAUGGUGAUAAUUGUCCUGAAACCAAAAUGUUUAUGAUAAUAUUUUUAACAAUAAUUGGAGUGCUUCUAAUAAUUAUUACUAUACUUGGUUAUAUACUUUUUAUAACUCGCAAAAAACCGAUUAUUAAAAAAAGAUUUGUUGUUAACAAAAAUAUAUUGACUCCACUGACAUCAAGGCCAUCAUCUAAUAAUCAGUGUGAAAUAGUAAUUGAAAAUUGCUGCAAUAUGAAUCUUUGUGAGACACCUUGUUUCGAUCCUGCAUUGGAGAAAUUUAGUCCCAAGCAAAUUACUCGAAAUGAAAAAGAAUUACUAUUGGAAAAUACCGAUAAUUACCAUACUUCUUAAUGCAACCUUCAUUCGUUAUUCAAAUAGAAUAAUUAAGAUUCAUCGUUAAGAGUACACAAAACAUACCUCAUUAAAUUUUACUUAUUUCUGAACGUUGUUUGCCGUAACAAUAAUGAACAAAUAAUUGAUCGUUAUAAUAA
This is a messenger RNA of Chelonus insularis, 2051 nucleotides long. RefSeq names its product Protein cueball (gene cue). Gene Ontology annotation, biological process: canonical Wnt signaling pathway. Gene Ontology annotation, molecular function: Wnt receptor activity; Wnt-protein binding. The record is from RefSeq and is a predicted model, not a curated record. Lineage: Eukaryota; Metazoa; Arthropoda; Insecta; Hymenoptera; Braconidae. The transcript has 6 exons. The coding region runs from base 121 to 1911 and encodes 596 amino acids.